Messenger RNA from Rotaria sordida, 1098 nucleotides. The record is from the annotation of a GenBank genome assembly. Lineage: Eukaryota; Metazoa; Rotifera; Eurotatoria; Philodinida; Philodinidae.
AUGUCUCUUUCGUUAAAGAAACGCGUGAAAUCAACAUCAAGUAUAGCUCCAUCUGAUCAGGAUGAUAACAAUUCAUUAGGUGAAGUUCUUCAUCGUUCAACUAAAACAUCUAAAUCAUCAAAGAAAUCAAAAAAACCUAGUAAAUUUUUCCGUACUGGUCGUCUUUUAAAUCCUGAUAGUGAUUUUGAUAAUAAAUCACGAUCAUCAUCAGUUGAACGUUCAAUUAAUUAUAAAAGUAAAUGUCCAUGUGAUACACAUUAUGAUAAACUAUUAGUUGAACGUGAUUAUAAUUUAAUUGCUGAUAAAUUAUUUGAUUUAAUAUUUGGUAAAAAUGAAUUUGUUCGAACAUAUAGACAAGCUCAACGUAUCUAUGAUGAUACAGCAACUGAAUGGACUCUGAAUGAAGAAACGAAAUGUGAGGAACGAGUACUCACUUAUAAAGUAUCAUAUGAAUCUACAUUUGUUGGAAAAGGAGUUAUUUCAUCACGUGAGAAACAAACAAUUUUACAUAAAGUAGCUGGUUCUCAUCACACAGUUGAAACUGAAGUAUUCAAUGAUGGUGUUAAAUAUAGUGAUACAUUUUCUCUAGCUAUACGUUAUUGUAUUGUACAAACAUCUGCAACAAUUAGUAACUUACGUGUUACUGCCCAAAUUCGUUUUUGUAAAUCGGUUAAUGGUUUCAUAAAACAACUUAUUGAACGAAAUGCAUAUUCAGCAUCACAAGAAAGCAUUAAGGAUUUGAAUAAUCGUCUUCAUCUUAUCAGUAAUUUUAAGGAAAAACGUCGGUUAAGUCGAGGUGAAAUUACAUUGACUGUUCCAUCGCUAACAAACGCAGAUGGUCGUCGUAUGAGUCGACAUGAUGCACUUGGUAUUACACCAUCAAAUCAAUUAAUGAAUUAUGAUGAUAAAACUUAUCGUACAACGUCAAUACUUUCUGAUCCGAAUAAAACCGUAUAUUUGUUCAUUCUUGUAACGGUUUUUCUUUUCUUAAUUCAUUUAUAUUUAUAUUUUAAACUUAAACAUAUGGAUAUUCUUGUCGAUAGUUUAACAAACUUGAUAAAAAUAUCAUCUUCAUCAUCAGCAAAACGUCGUUCAUAG